Astyanax mexicanus (Mexican tetra) is the source of this 3500-nucleotide messenger RNA. It is a transcript of the gene qtman, whose product is annotated as glycosyltransferase-like domain containing 1. Bases 321 to 1631 code for a protein of 436 amino acids. Gene Ontology annotation, molecular function: glycosyltransferase activity. Lineage: Eukaryota; Metazoa; Chordata; Actinopteri; Characiformes; Acestrorhamphidae. The transcript is spliced from 11 exons. The record is from RefSeq and is a predicted model, not a curated record.
AGGGUUUCUAGCUGUUUCUCUGUGUUACUGUAUGAAUGUUUGGGUUUCUGUGCUCUGCUGGAGCAGCUGCGCUCUUUAACAGCUGCUGGGAAACUGAAAGGAGCAGAAAGACGCUGUACAGCGUGUGAAACAGACCGCGGGGAGAGGGGUUAGCGCGGGUUGCUAACUAACUCUUAACUAAACUUAGCCUGCGGAGCUGGUUAACGUCGCCUUAGCAACAUUAUAACAUGAACGCGCCUCGUGCGCGCGCUGUGUGAGCGUUAGCGUGUUCAGCGGGUUGGUGAUAUUUGAAGGUGCCAUCCACUUUGUCCAUCAUCAACAUGAGUGUCUUGCUGGUGGAGGCUUUCUACGGUGGCUCUCACAAGCAGCUGGUUGACCUCCUCCAGGAACGGGUGGACGACUGCGUGACCUACACUCUGCCCGCGAAGAAAUGGCACUGGAGAGCACGGACGGCUGCCCUGUACUUCAUGCAGGCUAUUCCAGCCAGCCCUGCAUACAGGGUUUUAUUUGCCAGCUCUGUGCUAAAUCUGGCUGAAUUGGUGGCCUUGCGACCAGACCUCGCCUCUCUGAAGAAGAUCCUCUACUUCCACGAAAACCAGUUGAUCUACCCAGUUCGUAAAAGCCAAGAGAGGGACUUCCAGUAUGGCUACAACCAGAUCCUUUCAUGCUUGGUCGCGGACGUGGUGGUCUUCAACUCCGAGUUCAACAAGCGCUCCUUCCUUUCCUCCAUAUCCACCUUCAUGAAGACCAUGCCUGACCACCGACCCAAAGGCCUAGAUCAGCUCAUCGAGCCCAAGUGCCGAGUGCUGCAUUUCCCCAUCCGAUUUACUGAUGUCACAAGAUUCCUGCCUGAACACAAGCUCCUGCUGAGGCAGAGCCAGACUCCACACAGCAGCGGCUCACAGGAUUCCCCAGACCUCUCCGAGAUAACAAAAGCAAGCUCCACCGCUUCCACACAAGAACAUCAACAUGAGCCCCCUGCCAAGAAACAAAGUACAGCAGAGCCACAGCCGUCCCCACAGCAAGAAGAUAACAUAGAGGACAUGGAGCACCAACCAGCAGCCAGCCUGAGUCCUGACCAAGACCCAGAGAAACCACGUCCUCUCCACAUAGUCUGGCCACAUCGCUGGGAACAUGACAAAGACCCUCAGCUGUUCUUCCAGACCUUGCUGAAGCUGCGCGAGCAGGAGCUGAACUUUGAAGUGUCUGUCCUUGGGGAAGCAUUUACCGAUGUUCCAGACAUCUUCGCCGAGGCCAAAGAACAGUUGGUCAGCCACAUCCGGCACUGGGGUUUCAUGCACAGUAAGGAGGACUACCUCAGGGUCCUGUGCCAAGCAGAUGUCGUCGUUUCUACGGCCAAGCACGAGUUCUUCGGCGUGGCAAUGUUAGAAGCAGUCCACUGUGGUUGUUACCCUCUGUGCCCGAAAGCUCUUGUCUACCCAGAGAUAUUCCCUGGUUCAUAUCUGUACUCUACACCUGAACAGCUUUGUAAGAGGCUCCGGAGCUUCUGUAAGCAUCCACAUCUAGUUAGGCAGCAUGUUGUUCAAGUGAAUACUAGUGCAUUUUCCUGGGAUGCCUUGGGAAAGGAAUACACAUCACUGUUAACGGCUGAUUCCAGUGCAGCUUCAUGACUUCAGAUCUUCAGUUCUUAAAAAAAUGUGAAAAGGUUAUCCUGCCAAACUUUUUAUUUGUUUAUAUAAAUAUAAUUAUCCUCCUUUUAUUACACUUGUAGAACCACAGGAAUGAAAAUCAUCUUGCAGCUAUUGAGAUACACUUCUGUAAUUACAGGAGUCAAAACUGAAGUUGAUACCAAUAUUUACAUAAGCUGUACUCCAGUAAUCCCUCUGAAACACUGAUAGUGUUAUUAUAUGGUGUUAUUACUCAGUUAUUAGAGACACUUAAAAUGAAAUGAACAGAGAGAGUUUUUGUAGCUUUCAAAAGACAAAGCUUCUUAAUAGUAAAAAGAAAAACAAAUACUUACCUAAGUCAACAUAAUAUACAGUAUUAACAUUAUGUAUGCAGGCAAUCAUGUAUGCAUAUUACAUUAUUCUUCCCUAUAAGGUAAUAAUAAAAAAUAUUACCUUAUCUUAGCCUUUAAUAACCUUCAUUUUAAAAUCAUUGUCAAAUGUGGAUUGGCAAUGUCUGGUCAAUUCCUAAAUUAAAUAAAUUAAAAUUAUAAAUAAAAUAAAAAUGUACACAGUUCAUACAGGUACAUUUUACUAUUACGGUAUCAAAUCUGUUCAUUCAGUAUUUCAACAUUUAAUUAACAUGGAUCAAGGUUCAAUUUAUGUUCAUUUUUGUUAUGUUUUGAUUAUGAAAUAAAACAGAGUAGAUUAUAAUGCAUUGAAUGUCAUCUCUAUAAGACUCUAUAAACAUACUCAUAACACGUUAUAAUGCAUUCAUAAGGCAUUAUAAACAUGGCUAUACAUAUUUAUAAAAUGUAUAAUUCAUCACAGCCAUGUUUAAUAUGCAUCAUGAACUGUGAUUAUAAUGCAUUAAUAGCUGUGUUUAUAAAAUGUUACUCAUUAAUACCAAGAAACUCAGUCAAUUUUGCAGACUUUAUUAUGACUAAAAAAGCUUCCAACUUAUAAACACACCCUCAGUAAUCCUAUAAAUAUAGUUUUAACCACUCAUAAAUUAUUCUUGUCUUGAAUAUAAUAUUAGUUACAGUGAAUUAUAAUGUAUUAUAACAGGUCUUUGUGCGCUCUAAAUAAAGUGCCAGACUUUUAUUGUAGGACUAGAUUAUUAAUGAUAGAGAUAAAUGUAUUAUGAUCACAGGGCAUAAUGCUUAAUAAAUAUUGCUAUAAUGGGUUAUGUAUUUUUAUAAAUAUUUAUAGCCAUCUUUAUAAUGUCUUAUGAAUGCAAUAUAAUAUGUUAUGAAUGUGGUUUUAGUGUCUAAUAAAGAUGACAUUACCACACUUUCUAUGAAUAGUAUGUCUAUUAGACUAUAAACAUACUCAUAACACUUUACAGUUAAUUCAUAAGUCAGUAUAAACAUAGUUUUACAUAUUUGUAACAAUGUAUAACAUAGUAUAGCCAUGUAUGUUAUCAAUUGUGAUCAUAAUGCAUCAUAAGCUGUAAAAAAAAAAACAUAUAUCUGUCACUAUAAUACAUUAUACAAUAAUAUAAGCUAUUAUAAUAUGUCACAUAAGUAUUAUAAUAAUAAUGGUAAUAAAAAAUAUUAUUACAUUCAUUGUUGUGACAGCUUUAUUUGUAUUAUAUAUAACUAAAUUUGAUAAUGAUGCAUUAUAAUCAAAAAUUACAAUGCAUAAUAAACAUGGCUAUAAAUUGUUAUACAUUGUUAGAAAUAUAACCAUGCAUGUUUACAAUGCUUUAAUAAUGCAUUAUAAUGUGUUAUGAGUAUGUUUAUAGAUUCUAAUAGACACAUGAACACAAUUAGCUUCCCAGGAGCUUUAAGCACUUAUUAAUGUUCAUGCAGUGUUGUGUAGUUCUUAUGAAGGCUGCCUAUCGAUAUUAACUUAUUGUGAGAUAAAUAAACA